Messenger RNA from Ilex paraguariensis (yerba mate), 186 nucleotides. NCBI's taxonomy places the organism in Eukaryota, Viridiplantae, Streptophyta, Magnoliopsida, Aquifoliales, Aquifoliaceae. The record is from the annotation of a GenBank genome assembly.
GGGGCUGUUUGUAACCAGCGAGCUUCAGAGCAGAAGGACAACCAAAACAUCAACCACAUGGGAGAGGAAAUAGGAAAGGCUCAAACAGCAACAACACCAAUGCACUAUCAACAGAACAACAUGAGCCAUCAUAGAGCUGAAGGGCAAGCAGCAGUCACCGGGAUCAAACCCAAGAAGACAGUGUAG